UUGAUUUUACCUGAAUGUAUGAAACUUUUGCCGCUUUAUUGCAACUGUAUUAUAAAGAGCGACGCUUUGCAAGGUAGCUCGGAGAUCAUGACUGACGAUCGCAGUUGGUUGAUGCAGACGGUCAUGUCUAUGGAUGUCCCGUCCAGCCACAUCUACUUUUAUCCUCGCUUGGUACCCUUGCAUGAAUUAAACCCAGACUCCAACACCCUACCAGUUGCCAUCCGCUGCUCGGCAGACCGUCUCAGUGACACUGGAGUCUACUUGUUAGAAAACGGACUCUCAAUGUUUAUGUGGAUUGGGCUACAUGUGCCUCAGGACUGGGUACAGAAUGUUUUUGGUGUCAACUCAGCUGCACAGAUUAAUAUAGAAUCUCAAAAACUUCUGCAAAUUGAUAAUAAAGUAUCAAACCAG
This is a messenger RNA of Anneissia japonica, 411 nucleotides long. Its product is annotated as protein transport protein Sec24C-like. The annotation marks the transcript as partial. Gene Ontology annotation, molecular function: zinc ion binding; SNARE binding. The transcript is spliced from 2 exons. Gene Ontology annotation, cellular component: endoplasmic reticulum exit site; COPII vesicle coat. The record is from RefSeq and is a predicted model, not a curated record. Lineage: Eukaryota; Metazoa; Echinodermata; Crinoidea; Comatulida; Comatulidae. Gene Ontology annotation, biological process: COPII-coated vesicle cargo loading; intracellular protein transport; endoplasmic reticulum to Golgi vesicle-mediated transport.